AUGCCUGGUUGGCGCCCGGAUUGCUUUAGGGGCUCCGUGCACGAGCCUGAGAAAGUAAAAUACAGAGCUGCAGAGAAUGGAGGUCACAACGCAAAUGAUCUGAAUGAUGACAAUAAAGGUGUGACCACAGUUGAGUUGCUGAAGAGAGAUGGAUUUGGAUUGGGGUUAAUUAUAUCAGGUGGUGUAGAUAAAAACCUACGAGCCCAAAUAUCCAAUCUGAAACCUGGUGGUAUAGCAUACAGGUCAGACUGUCUGGAGAUAGGCGAUUACAUUCUGUCAGUUAAUGGGAUAAAGACGGUGGAUAUGAAACAUGAUGAGAUCAUCAGUCUACUGCGUAAUGUUGGUGAGCAGGUGCUUCUGGAGGUGGAGUACCAAUUACCCGAUAAUUCCAUUUCAGACUCGUUUGCUGUUAGCUGGAAACAAAGUAAUAUUACCCUGGAAAAGGAGGGUCAGAGCUUUGGUUUUACAUUGAGGGGUGGUUACCAUGACAAGCAGGUGAAGAUCCGUCCGCUAACAAUCACCCACAUCAGAGGAGGUGGUCCGGCUGACAGGGAGGGAUCUAUAAAGAUUGGAGACAGGAUUGUAGCAAUUAAUGAGUACAAUGUGGCCCAUUUCACUUUGUCUGAAGUCAACAUGUUCCUUCAUCAGUGUGGCCAGGAGGUGACCUUCACCGUAGAAUAUGAUGUGUCUGUCAUGGAUGCUGUGAAGAAUGCACUAGGUCCCCUAUUAGUGGAGAUAGACAAACUGCCAGGCAUAACGCUAGGGAUCGCUCUUACACAGGCUUCCCAUCAGGGGCGCUGGUGUCUCUGUAUAGACAACAUGCAGCCCAUGAGUAUAGCAGACAGAUGUGGGGCAUUGAACAUUGGAGACUUGAUCCUGUCAAUAGAUGGCGCCACAGUGGAGCACAUGUCAAUAGCAGAGGCAACACAGCUACUGAGGAAUAGCACAGAGGAUGUGGUAAAGCUGGAGAUCCUGCCGGUCAGGGUCGUUCAGCAACAAAACUCUCGUGACAUUCUCAGUAAAAAUGGCAUGUUUUCUGCCCCAGUAAGAAACUCGCAUCUAGCUGCAGCAUCCUCCUUUCCUGCUAUUCCAUCAUCUUUCUCCACCCCUGUAGGGUUCGGCAGUCAGCACCCUAUAGCAUCUAGCAUGCUCUCCUUUCCUUGUGGGUCUGGUACAUUGAAAAUGUCAGGACGGAAACAAGCUGCCCUUACGAAGGGGAGUAAAAAGCCUAGCUCUUGUAUGUCUAUAUCAUCAGCGACUACAUCUAUGAUGGUUAGUAAUCAGGUGUGCCACUCGGAGACAGUGACAGUCAGUCUGAAGGGCGACUAUCGUGGACUAGGGAUGAUUGUAACUGGUAACAGUGAACACUCUGUCCUAGAUGAUGCCCCUGUGGUGUCAUGUUUACAGCUGGGCAGUGUCGCAGAGCGGUGUGGCCUGAUACAAGAGGGGGACAGAGUUCUAUCUAUCAAUGGGAGGGACACGUGUGAGUGUAGUCUAGAAGAAGUGAGUCGUAUCCUCAGACAGGCCAAACUUAAUGUAGAACUUGAUAUGGAGUUUGAUAUUACAGAGUCAGUGAUGCCUAGCUCUGGUACAUUUGUGGUCAAGCUUCCCUACCCUGCCGGAGGAAUUGGAAUUACUAUCAAUAGGGCAUGUAAAGACAAGGUCACUGAACCUAUCAUUAUCACCGGGGUCCAGAAGGGCAGUGUGGCGUACAGGUGUGGGUCUGUCCAGCCCGGGGACAAAGUGUUAACCAUCAAUGAUAUACGAACUGAUAACUUAAGUGUGGAGGAAGCAGAGAACACUUUACAGAGCUGGGACGACAUUGUGAAACUUAAACUCAAACGGGAUGAUCCUUAUACAGAUGAUAGUGGAGAAGAGUGUGUGACAUACACAGUGGAGUUACAGCGACAUGGUGGCCCUCUGGGUAUCACUAUAUCAGGGACAGACAACCCUGCUGACCCAAUCAUUAUUUCUGAUAUCAUUGAGGGUGGCUUGGCAGAACGGACUGCUGCUAUUCACAUGGGUGAUAGAUUGUUGGCCAUCAAUGGUACUACUACCAGGGCACGCACUCUCACCGACGCAACACAGAUGUUACAGACUGCUGGAGACAUAGUUAACUUGAGGAUUGCCCGCCCUGCUGAGACAUCAAAAACUAAAAACAAAAAACUACAGUUGCCUGACCGCUCCACCACACCUAUAGCCAGUGUAGACAGUGCCAUGGAGUCCUGGGACAGUUCUGGACCAGAUGUGGGCUCAGGGACAGGGGCACAUGCCCUCAUUGUGGGCAAGCCUCUCCCUAAAGCCAAGCCCAGCGUAUCACAGUCCCAGGAUUCUGCCAACUUUGCCACAGAAACCACAGGAAAUGGUUGUAGUGAAUUUAAUCCUUCAGACUCAGAGUGGGACAAUUACAGUAACUGUAGUCGGGACAACUGCAGUGAUGAAGGGGAUGGUAGUGAUUGGCAGAUCAGUAAAGCAUUUAAGGACUAUGAAAACCAAUCAGAAAUGUUAAAACAAAUCAGUGCGAGUCUACAACAGAGAGGUACAGCAAGUUUGGACAGACGGAAAUCUUCUGAACAUAAGUCAAAGUUGUUAAAAAAUUUCUCUCAUAGUACUGCAAAGGACUUCUCUAGUGAAAGUGAACUCCAUCAUAUGCAAGGACGGUCUAAACAGGGUACAAAGAGUAAAGGCAAUCAAUUAAAAACUGACGCCUAUCAGGAUCAUGUGAAAACCAUAUUCUCCCCGACAGCUCUCCAGUUACACAAAGUAAAACUUGUAAAGGAAACUGCAAUAGACGAUUUUGGAUUUGGUUUGUCGGAUGGAAUGUAUGAAAAGGGUGUUUACAUCAGCGGAGUUCGGGAAGGAAGCAUCGCCGACAAAGCAGGAGUGAAACAUUUUGAUAGAAUACUCCAGGUGAACGGACAUAAAACACGGGAUUUCGAUUGUUGUUUGACUAUACCUCUGAUAACCAAAGCAGGAAACAAACUGGACAUGAUUAUAUGUCGUAAUCCUAUCGCCAAGAACAGGAGUCUGACGGGGGAAGGAAAAGUGAAAGAAACCAAAACUGUCAGGGAUCACAACUAUGUGGAUGGCUCACAUUUAGUUAAGGAGACCGGCACACCUAAGAGUGUGUGACAAUUAGGGGUAUGGGGAAAAUAUGGUAUGUGAUGUCCCAGGUGCAUGUGUGUGAAGAUGAUAACAUGCCCUUAAGUGUAUGCUGUCUCAGGUGUGUGUGGGAAGGUGAUAACAUGCCCUUAAGUGUAUGGUCUCUCAGGUAUGUUUGAAGGUGAUAACAUGGUAUAUAUGGGAAGACGAUAACACACUCUUAAGUGUUUGUAGACCCCUGUUAUGUGGGAAGACAAUGACAUUACACACCAGUUAUGUGUGGGAAUGUGAUGAUACACCCAUUGGUGGGUGACAUCCUAUGUGUGUGAAAGAUGACCCCCGUAAAUUUGGGAUGUCCCAAGUGUUUGUGCAAAGAUGAUGACAUACUCAUAGGUGUUUUUAAAGGUAAUGAUAUGUAUGGAAAUAUGAUGACACACCCAGAGGUCUGUGGAGUCCUAGGUGUGUGAGGAAAAGUGAAAACAAACCAUGCCCUUAUAUGUGGGAUGUCCCAGGUUUAUGUGUGAAGAUGGGAUGGCCUUAUAAGAAUGUGAUAUCUCAGGUGUGAUUUGGAAGUUGAUGACAUGUAAGUAUGUGAUGUCCUAGGUAUGUGUGUGUUGGUAGAAUCACCUGUGAUAUUGUUUUAGAUAUUUUGGGUGUUAAUAGCAGAUCAAAUUAUAUCAUAAGAUAUAUAUGUGUGUGUAUGAACCAAACCUCCAAAGCAUGAUUAACUCAAUGUCAGGGGAUGAGAUUCCCACUCAAUGUUAGGGGACGGCUUCUCAUUCAAUGUCAGGGGAUGAGAUUCCCACUCAAUGUUAGUGGAUGAGAUUCCCACUCAAUGUUAGGGGAUGGGCUUCUCAUUCAAUGUCAGGGGAUGAGAUUCCCACUCAAUAUUAGGGGGAAGUCUUCUCAUUCAAUGUCAGGGGAUGAGAUUCCCACUCAAUGUUGGAGACAGACUUCUCAUUCAAUGUCAGGGGAUGAGAUUCCCACUCAAUGUUAGGGGACGGGCUUCUCAUUCAUUGUCAGGGGAUGAGAUUCCCACUC
Ylistrum balloti is the source of this 4143-nucleotide messenger RNA. RefSeq names its product glutamate receptor-interacting protein 1-like. NCBI's taxonomy places the organism in Eukaryota, Metazoa, Mollusca, Bivalvia, Pectinida, Pectinidae. Gene Ontology annotation, molecular function: protein binding. The record is from RefSeq and is a predicted model, not a curated record. The transcript has 21 exons. The coding region runs from base 1 to 3132 and encodes 1043 amino acids. Gene Ontology annotation, biological process: neurotransmitter receptor transport, endosome to postsynaptic membrane.